CAUUGUAUUCGCGAUAACACUUCCAGUCUCCAUUCAGAGGGAAAGGAUUCGUUCCUAAUCAGCCAUGGCUUUAUCAUCCUUAUCUGUGCUAGCCUGCCUAUGUCUCAUCUCACUCACAGGAGUGUUGGCGGACGACUGUGCACCCUAUGUUGGUUCUGAUCUACGUAUACAUGAGAAACAGCAAUGUAUUCUAUCGUUCUGUGCGGGAAAUUGCUGGGAGAGAUACUGCGGUUUGCUCCCUGGAACAAUGUUGGAUCAGUCACAAUUCUCGUGUCUGCUAAACAAUCUUUACGUGGUGAUUGGAGUGGGCCUUGUGAUAGGUCUGAGUUUGGUGGCUUCUCUGAUCACCUGCAUCUGUAAAUGCUGUUUAUGUUGCCAUUUGUCUUCCCGUCCAAGCCAUUCUCACGUAACUUCUUCUGUGGCAGUGACCAAUGUCACACCUCAGCCAAUUGUGAUGCCAAUGGCUUACGCAGCAGGAUACCAGCCAGUUCCAAGCCAUCCUAUGCAUGCCGGACCAGCAGACAAGGCCUGCAUGCCCCCACCAUAUCCAGGUGAGGCCUCGUACCAGUUCAAGACACCCUGCUAGAUAUCAUGUAUUAGGUGCAGACAACAUGGGUUAUGUUGAGUAUCCCUGAAAUGGAAACUCCCACCGGAACUCAUAACAACAAUCUGAUAUCACUGUACUGUUCAAUAUAGGGAGAGGGAUAUUCUUAUUUUUUUUCCAGACUUAACUCAAAAUGUUGUACUGUUUCUACUUUGGUGUGUAGUUACUUGGCAUGGCUAACUCCUAUACUGCAAUAUGGGUUGCAGUACUCUGGCCCUGUUCAUUAGAGCAGUGGUCCCCAACCCAGGCCUCAUGGACCAGUAACAGUCCAGGAUUUAUGUAUUUCCCCUUUUUUUUAAAAUUCAAAUGGAGAUACUGACGAAACCUAAACUCAAGGAUGGAAAUGAUCUCCAUUCUAAAAUCUGGGAAUAUUUACCUAGGAUGCUGUAAAGUAUUCCCAUGUUUCACGGAUAUUCUGUAAUCAGUAAGUAGAAAGGAUGUCCCAGCCAAUACCUGAUGUCCCAUUGCUUACUAUGGUGAACGCACUGCAUAUGUAUGAUAUUAAAUGUGCUUGUGCUGUGCUUUCCUAAACAAAAUCAGAGCUGUACAGUAAGCAUUAGUGGGAGUCAGUUGUGACAAUAUUGCGCAAUCCACUCCCAGUGUUUGUGCAGUAUUCAAGAUAAAGCCGGGCUGUACAUUUUGUACAGCUUGUGUAGCAAAGAGAUAGUGUUCUAACUUUGACUCAAUAAUCUGUAUGUAUAAUGUGUGUGUGUGUGU
Molecule: messenger RNA, 1321 nt
Organism: Pelobates fuscus (common spadefoot toad)
Lineage: Eukaryota; Metazoa; Chordata; Amphibia; Anura; Pelobatidae
Product: protein shisa-4-like
Exons: 5
Coding region: 65-586 (173 amino acids)
Source: RefSeq, a predicted model, not a curated record